ACGAUCAGUGUGCGUAUAGAUCUGCUAGCGCAAAGAUCGGUUUCGUUGCUGUCUAGCUUUUUGCGCGUGACACGGGAGUAGUUAAGAUUCGAAUCCAAACAAUGUUCCCACAUUCGUACACGUGCAGUAGGGAUCAUGCUACUACGUGUGUAUCAGAAUAACUUUAAUGGUAAUUCAACACGACGACUGAAAACAAAUCGGAUUCGUAAUUAGCAGGCAGAUCACCGCAAUACGAUACUUUGUGCGCGGUAUGCGAUUAGUGCACGACUAUAUCUGUCGGUAGUGAUUGUGGUUGAGUGUGUCAGUGUUAAUAAGAUAAACAGAACAAGUAAUAUAUCAUUAGAAGCAUCGAUUACAAGACGGGGUUACAUUCCGCAAGUUGUCUUCCUCACGUGUUUGAUUACAAUGUGACAUCAGUUUUGUUAUCAAUUCAAUCAAGUAAUCAUCUACGAUUCCCGUUCAUUGAGAAAUCACAUUGAUUUGUACGACAUGGAAUCAAAUAUCUUUACCUGCACGUCAUGCCGCCCUUUGGCAUUUGUGGCCUACCUAAUAGUGCUGCUAAGUCCAAGCCGAGCCCAGUACCUGCAAUCGCCUUGUCCCGACAUAUUCACCUACCAGGCGGAUCCUGGAACUAAUCAAGUCUUCGGAUAUAUCGAGAUCAGCAAUCUACAAAUUGGACAAGUAGCGAAACUCAACGUUGAUCUAUCCAUAGCGACACGCCUACCACCAAAUAACGUUGGAUCCAUCGCACUAAUCAAAUCACGUGAAGCCACCUUCAACGAUAUUGUAGGCGGUUUACCAGCCCAGUAUCGGGUCAACUUUCCCCUGCAGAACAUCUUACCGACGGUACUGUCCAUCGCUCUGAAUGGUCAAACCAUCUGCACUGGUUCUCGCGCCCAGGGACGUGUCAUAACAACCAUCAAUUUAGAGCACACCUUGUAUACGCAGAUACAAACUCAAGGUUUGGGAAACAACAAUGGUUUCUAGUACCAACAGCCCACCGUAAACAACCGGCCAGUGUACCAGCAACGACCACAAACGCAGUACGAACCACAACGACGUCCACAAACGCAACUUCAACCCCAGCAACGUCCACAAACGCAAUUCCAACCCCAAUCGGAACCAGAACCACAAUGGUACGUGGAGCCACAAACUACUCGCCCGACAAUGAUUCAGCAAAGGCCAGUAUCGCGUCCCGUAGUACAGUCGGAGCGAACCACAGUCGCACCACCAAUUUCAUCCUCAUCCGACUACGUAUGUGGCAAAGCACAAAACUCCUUAAAUCGCCUCUCAAUAAACGGUGAACGUGUAAGCAAAGGUCAAUUCCCAUGGAUUGUACCACUGUUCGACAGCACCCAACCCCGUAGUCCAAAGUACUUCUGCGGGAGCACCAUUAUUUCCAAAAGAUAUCUAAUCACCGCAGCUCAUUGCGUAUAUGCAUUGAACGAAGUCAGACCUGCAGCGCAGAUCCUGGCCGUACCGGGGAUGUACAACAUCGACAAUUUCUUAGACGAGAAUGCGAAAAUAGCCUACAUUGAAGAUGUAAUUCCGCAUGAUGACUACAUCGACGAUGACGAUGAUCUGAAAGAUGCGGAUGUAGCGGUUCUAAAACUGAAGCGAGAGCUCGUAUUUUCCGCCUACAUUAUUCCGGUCUGCCCGUGGCAGAGCGAUAACGACCUGUCGAAAAUCAUUGGCCAGGAAGGUGUUGUAGCCGGAUGGGGUUUAACCGAAACUGGAACUACCUCUGUACCUACGUACAUCAAGACUACGAUUGUUACUCGACAGCAGUGCGUUUCAAAUCUAUCCCGAACGUAUCCGAGCAAUUGGCGGAUAUUUUGCGGCGAUGGACGAGGAUCAGCGCCCUGCAAGGGAGACUCUGGCAGUGGGUUGGUUAUGAAAAGAGGAAACCAGUUCUAUCUUCGGGGCAUCGUUUCCGUCGGUCAGUUCGACAACAACUCCGGACGAUGCAAUGUGACGGUGUUCACGGUUUACACCGAUAUUGCACCAUUCCGGUUUUGGCUGAAAAGCGUGACUAGCUAGUAGAACGUUGACUGCGCACACUGGCGGUGCCUUCCAGAUAAAGACUAAUCGCAUUUUCUAUGGAGCUACAAGUGAAGUAAUAAGAUAUUCUAGCAGCUCAAUGUAAAUAUUCGUGUCAUUAGACUGUUUUUAAGUUAUAUAUUUUUAGAUUUGUGAAACUUCUUGUUUGCAAAUAUAUUAAGUUAUGUAAAAAUUUAA
Molecule: messenger RNA, 2238 nt
Organism: Topomyia yanbarensis
Lineage: Eukaryota; Metazoa; Arthropoda; Insecta; Diptera; Culicidae
Product: serine protease gd-like
Exons: 3
Biological process (GO): proteolysis
Molecular function (GO): serine-type endopeptidase activity
Source: RefSeq, a predicted model, not a curated record